Messenger RNA from Anthonomus grandis grandis, 1111 nucleotides. RefSeq names its product HMG box-containing protein 4. NCBI's taxonomy places the organism in Eukaryota, Metazoa, Arthropoda, Insecta, Coleoptera, Curculionidae. The transcript is spliced from 5 exons. The coding region runs from base 143 to 1030 and encodes 295 amino acids. The record is from RefSeq and is a predicted model, not a curated record.
AUUGUGUCUCCCUCCAAAUGAUAAAAAAAGAAUUAUUUAUUUAGAAAAAGUAAUUUUAGAACUUUAAGCUAUUUAUUAUUUAUGAAAUAACAUUUAAAUAGAUUAAAAGUGUUAAAAACAAAGUUUUUUCACAUCCAACAUAAUGGAUAUUCCCGUAAAAAAACCUAAAAUGGAGGAUCUAGAAGUUACUGGUGUUUCUCGAAGUGGCAGAGUCAGAAAAAAGUCCUCUAAACUGAUGGACUUUGAGUCUCCAGAUGAAAUAGAACGAAACUAUACGAAAAGACCGUCAUCCGCUAAGCGGAGUGAGACUUUCGAAAUGAUAAGCUCUCCACAAAAAAAAGCUCCAAAAGUGGAAGAUAUUUUUAAUAAGGAUCCUCCCCCGUACGAUAAUUUUAUAAACCAUGAAAGUUUAAGUGAAUCAGAGUAUGGUAGUGAAUACGAUCACCACAUUAACCACACUGAAUCCAGCCUGGACGAAUCAAUUGAUUCUGAAAGCGAUUUCGAAGAAACCGAAGGCGGCUUUAAGAGACUUGACUCCUCUAGAAAAAAACAGCUGAUUAUUAAAGAUGGAAAAAUUGUUAAAACAGAAAAAAUAAAAGACAUUACAUCAAGUUUAAAGUUGUCUUCAAAAAAUAGUAGAAGUCCCAAGAAGAGUACCUCUAAUAAGGGUCUGACGGGUCCUCUGUCGGGCUUCCAAACUGGCGUAACCACUUACGAACACGUGAACGUUUCCCCCCCAAGCCCGAGAUCCAAAGACUUUAAAGUGAGCGGAAUCAAACCAAUUGACGUUGCAGCACAUUUAAAACUGCUGGGAGAGAGUUUAACUAUCAUUGGGGAGAGAUUAAAAGAGCACGAGGGCCAAAUAGCAGUGUCAGGAAGUCUUUCAGUUUUGUUGGAUUCGUUGCUUUGUGCCUUGGGACCUUUAAUGUGUUUAACGCAGCAAAUUCCAGAGUUACAAGAAAACUGCUGUACACCGGAACAACUCACAAAUACUCUGGAUAAUGUGGCGUUUAUCAUGCCGGGUCUUUAGAUUUAUGCUGAAAGGGGGAGUAAUGUAAUAAGUAUUAUUUUAUUUUAAAUCGAGAUAAUAAAAUUCAUUUAUUUUAAAUUA